UUUUACGCCUCUUUCAAAUCACCACUUCCUCCGCGUAAUCGCCAUACCCAGAGCUUUGCAAUCCCCUCUCAGGUUUUGGAACAACGAGGAACGAUUUGCAGCAGUCAUGGCCAAGCAUCAUCCCGAUUUGAUCAUGUGCAGGAAGCAACCUGGCAUCGCAAUAGGACGACUGUGUGAGAAAUGCGAUGGCAAGUGUGUAAUCUGCGACUCCUAUGUUCGUCCUUGCACGCUCGUCCGGGUCUGCGACGAAUGCAACUAUGGUUCCUUCCAAGGUAGGUGUGUUAUCUGUGGAGGGGUGGGAAUAUCUGAUGCAUAUUACUGUAAAGAGUGUACGCAACAAGAGAAAGACCGGGAUGGUUGUCCGAAAAUUGUUAAUCUUGGGAGUGCUAAAACUGACUUGUUCUACGAGCGUAAGAAAUAUGGCUUUAAGAAACGAUGAUAGCCUUGUAAUGAUUAGGUUUUUCACCGGUGCUUUUAUAGCUUGGAAUGGCACAUUUGAGAAUGUUUGAAUUGUUCUGUUAAAGUAUGUGGCCGGGAAUGAAACAGUUAGAAUGUUUGGAUUGAAUCAUAUUUGUCUGUUAGAUGAUGUUAUCUUCAAGCACAAUGAUAGUAUGGUGUGCCGGAUUAAAAUUCUAUCUGUUAUGCCAAUAGCAUGUCUUAUUGUUUAUGAACUUCUAUUCAGUGAUUUACACUCAUACCUGA
Molecule: messenger RNA, 702 nt
Organism: Hibiscus syriacus
Lineage: Eukaryota; Viridiplantae; Streptophyta; Magnoliopsida; Malvales; Malvaceae
Product: PHD finger-like domain-containing protein 5A
Exons: 2
Coding region: 107-439 (110 amino acids)
Biological process (GO): mRNA splicing, via spliceosome
Cellular component (GO): U2 snRNP; U12-type spliceosomal complex; catalytic step 2 spliceosome
Source: RefSeq, a predicted model, not a curated record